Gorilla gorilla gorilla (western lowland gorilla) is the source of this 1309-nucleotide messenger RNA. Its product is annotated as sulfotransferase 1A1. Gene Ontology annotation, molecular function: sulfotransferase activity. The record is from RefSeq and is a predicted model, not a curated record. NCBI's taxonomy places the organism in Eukaryota, Metazoa, Chordata, Mammalia, Primates, Hominidae. The transcript is spliced from 10 exons. Bases 333 to 1220 code for a protein of 295 amino acids.
UCUUGUUUUAUUGCCCAGCCUGGAGUGUGCAGUGGCCUGAUCUCAGCUCAUUGAAACCUCCAUCUCCAGGUUCAAGCGAUCCUCCUGCCUCAGCCUACCAAGUAGCUGGCAUUACAGAUGCACACCACCAUGCCCGGCUAAUUUUUGCAUUUUUAAUGGAGACAAGGUUCACCAUGUUUGCCAGGGUCGUCUCGAACUCCUGAACUCAAGUAUGAGCAUUCUCCAGGGAAAGGAUGACAUAUUUUUGGACCUGAAACAGAAAUUCUGGAACACCUAUAUGGUGAGCAUCCUGCGGAGUCCUGGUGAAAAGAACUUUAACAUCACAAAGGAACAUGGAGCUGAUCCAGGACACCUCCCGCCCGCCACUGGAGUACGUGAAGGGGGUCCCGCUCAUCAAGUACUUUGCAGAGGCACUGGGGCCCCUGCAGAGCUUCCAGGCCCGGCCUGAUGACCUGCUCAUCAGCACCUACCCCAAGUCCGGCACCACCUGGGUGAGCCAGAUUCUGGACAUGAUCUACCAGGGUGGUGACCUGGAGAAGUGUCACCGAGCUCCCAUCUUCAUGCGGGUGCCCUUCCUUGAGUUCAAAGCCCCAGGGAUUCCCUCAGGGAUGGAGACUCUGAAAGACACAGCAGCACCACGACUCCUGAAGACACACCUGCCCCUGGCUCUGCUCCCCCAGACUCUGUUGGAUCAGAAGGUCAAGGUGGUCUAUGUUGCCCGCAACGCAAAGGAUGUGGCGGUUUCCUACUACCACUUCUAUCACAUGGCCAAGGUGCAUCCUGAGCCUGGGACCUGGGACAGCUUCCUGGAGAAGUUCAUGGUUGGAGAAGUGUCCUACGGAUCCUGGUACCAGCACGUGCAGGAGUGGUGGGAGCUGAGCCGCACCCACCCUGUUCUCUACCUCUUCUAUGAAGACAUGAAGGAGAACCCCAAAAGGGAGAUUCAAAAGAUCCUGGAGUUUGUGGGGCGCUCUCUGUCAGAGGAGACCGUGGACCUCAUGGUUCAGCACACGUCGUUCAAGGAGAUGAAGAAGAACCCUAUGACCAACUACACCACCGUCCCCAGGGAGUUCAUGGACCACAGCAUCUCCCCCUUCAUGAGGAAAGGCAUGGCUGGGGACUGGAAGACCACCUUCACCGUGGCACAGAAUGAGCGCUUCGAUGCGGACUAUGCGGAGAAGAUGGCAGGCUGCAGCCUCAGCUUCCGCUCUGAGCUGUGAGAGGGGUUCCUGGAGUCACUGCAGAGGGAGUGUGCGAAUCAAGCCUGACCAAGCGUCUCAAGAAUAAAAUAUGAAUUGAGGGCCCGGGA